CAUUCGGCAUACACCUGUUGCAUCGCCAUCAAAAUGGCUUAAAAUCAACGUGUGAAUUCCAAAAUAUUUUUUUUUUGACAAUGUGAUAACAAAAUCCCGCCAAAAAGAAGUUCGGUAACAUCACUUUUCCAAAAAGUACAAAAGUCGGUGCUUCCAAAGCAAUAAAAAUGAAAAAGUGUAGUGAGAUUGUUAUUUUGUUGUUUAUUAUAUCGUACAGUUUUACGUUUGUUCAAAGUGAUAUUACAUUGGGGGAAAUUUCCUGUGGUCAAAAAAAAUGUAAAAGGGACCAAUUCUGCAACUAUGCAAAUGACUGUGAACCAUGUUCAAAAAUCUGCGAUAAAUCCACGCACAAUUUUGAUCAACCGGAAUGCUUGAAAAAAUGUCAAGAUUACAUCCACGAUUCUCGUUAUGUACAAAAAGAGAACAAUGGAAAUGGAGACCAGAACCUCCGAGCAACUGUUCAACAGCUUUCCCACAUGGUUACAGUCACUCUCACUUUAGUCUGUUUAAUGCUUGUUAUCCUGGCAUCAGUUUUGAUUUUUCAAAUGUACAGAUGGAAGAAAAAGAAAAACAUUACAUUAACAACAAUCAAAAACAAAUUAUUUUCCAAAAAGGCUGAUUCAGUCCAGAAUAAAUCCACACCCGCUUCAAAUCAAGUUAAAAACGAAAAACCUGAUUUAAGACUGGAAAUUUCCCCCGAAUCUACUCACUCUGGACAUAGUCCAGUUACAGUGACAACAUCAAUAAGUCGAAGACCGGCAGAAGACAGCACUUUGGACUAUGCCUACGAUAAUCCAGCCAUGUCUUCGAGUCCUAACAAAAAAAACGAUCCAAAUAAUUCGUUCUAAUUUUACGUUUUAUCUUUAUAACUAGUCGGGAAGCUGUGCAAUUUUAAAAGCUUCUCCCUACUUAUUACUAAUAUAAUUAUGUUUUUAUUAUACAGGGUGUUGCCGUUUUUAUUGUUACAAAUUUGAAUAGGUAAAAAGAAUAUUCAAUUUUAAGACAAAAGUUUCCUAUAACCAUGUAUCAAAAAAUGUUUUGUAAAGGAAAAAACGUAAAAGAACUUUUUUUUGUGAAAAACUAUGGAAUUUAAUUUUUUUUUGCUGAAAAUGGCAAGAAACUUCAGCAAAAAUAGUUAGGAGUUCUUUUAAUACCAAACAAUAUACCAUUUUCAGCUUAAUUUGCUAAUUUUUUGGCCCAUUUGGGUGAAAUUUUAUUUGAAAAAGGCAAAACUAAUUUCGUUUGCGACCCCUAAUUUGGGUAUUUUAGCAAAAUUUUGUGAAAAAAAUCAGUUUUGGCUCAAAAACGUUUUUGUUCGCUUGAAAAUAAAUGGAAUUAAUACAAUUUUUUGCCUAAUUAAUUUUUGGGCAUUUUGGGUAUCAAAAACAAUUGGAUUUUUACUUAAUAAGCAAAAAAACACCAUUUUGUAUCUAAUUAAGAGAUUUCUCGGCUUACUUGAGCAAAAUGUCGCAAAGGAAAAGCGUAAUUUUUAUCUGAAAAAGUCAAAAAGAAUAAUAUUUUCGACCAAAUUUGGUCAUUUUUUGCCAAAAUUUUGCAAAAUCUUUUAUUUCAAAAACAUGUUAAACGUUUUAAAAGGUGCACAUGGUGGUUUUUUGCUUGUGAAUAUUUUUUUUUCGAGAAAAAGUAGGUUUUUAGGUCACCAAAAUAAAUCCAGUAAAACAAACUGAAAUAGAACGGUAAUUUGAAUCUAGUUUGUCUAGUUUUAGAUUUUGUGGCCCAUUUUAGCGAAAUGUUGCGAAAAAAAGUUUGUAGUUGAAAAACAUUCUUUUACUCUCGAAAAUGUCAAAAAUAGCAUAAUUUUCGAUCUAAUUUGGUAAUUUUUGGGCCUUUUUGAACAAAAUUAUAUACUAAAAAGGUUCAAAA
Tribolium madens (black flour beetle) is the source of this 1884-nucleotide messenger RNA. RefSeq names its product protein grindelwald. Bases 168 to 848 code for a protein of 226 amino acids. The record is from RefSeq and is a predicted model, not a curated record. Lineage: Eukaryota; Metazoa; Arthropoda; Insecta; Coleoptera; Tenebrionidae. The transcript has 4 exons.